CUGUCUGUGCGAUUUUCUUACAGCAGCUGAGGAUAUGAUCAAUGGUUUCGUCGGUUUCCUUGCAGAAUCUGCAUUUUGGGUCAUUAUUAUUAUUAUUAUUACUAUUAUUAUUAUUACAUCUGUCAUGUUGAAAAUAUCUUUUCUGGCUAAGGCCUGUCCCAGAAGAGGAAAAUCGGUGACCUAUCUCUUGGAGGCCCAGCCUCCCUCCCAGAGCCAGAAAUCCGUAACAAACGGCCUGCUUUUCAGACCCAUCCAUGUGCCUCUCUCUGCGCUUGGCCAGUCGAUGCACAGUUCACCGCUGCGUGACCCCAGGGCUCCCUCUGGAAACAAUCGCCUUACGCCUUAGCGGAUGGGCGCGACUCGCUGGUAUUUAAACCCAGCAUGAGAUGCCUUGCCAGCCAUGUGGGAUUAUGGCCAAGCCCCCCAACGGUGCCCCUGCUGCUGCUAUUUGGAGCAUGACGGGACAGCCAAGGCUGGUGCAGGCCGUGCCGUGUUGCGGGCGAUGGAGGGGACGGCCCAGACCAGGCCUGGCUUAGCAGGUGGUGCCUCUGCCGAAACCCAAGAACCCGAGUCUUGUGUUACACCUGCUGUUGUUAUCGGCUGCACUUGGGUGGACUUUAGACUCCGAUCUCAGAGGAAGAGCGACCGGGAAGCAGGCUGCGGAGGGGAGGAUAAAGCCCAGCAAAUGGCCAAGUUUCUCUCUCAGGACCAAAUCCACGAGUUCAAGGAAUGCUUUUCCCUGUACGAUAAGAAGCACAAAGGGAAGAUCAAGGCUGGAGACCUCAUGACGGUGAUGCGGUGCCUGGGGGCCAGCCCCACCCCGGGUGAAGUGGCCAGGCACCUCCAGCAGCACAAGAUCGAUAGCCGCGGAGAACUGGACUUUUCAACUUUCCUGAGCAUAAUGUACAAGCAAAUGCAGCAGGAAGACCCCAAGGAGGAGAUCCUGUUGGCCUUGCUGAUGACCGACAAGCAGAAGACCGGCUUCAUCACCGUGGCCGAGCUGAGGGCCAAGCUCAUGAACCUGGGAGAAAAGCUCUCCUGGGAAGAAGUGGACAACCUCUUGAAGGACACCAAGGUGGGACACAACGGGAUCGUGAAGUACGAAGACUUGGUCCGUUCCAUCACGCUUCCGGUGGUCGACUACUGAGCCAGGACGGGGACUGGACACGAGCUGGGUUGGAGGCCUGCAGCCUGUCUCUCUGGCGCCUCUGCUGCUGGUUUGCCUUACAAAAUAAAGCCUUUUAGAUAGAGAUGAA
Molecule: messenger RNA, 1256 nt
Organism: Anolis carolinensis (green anole)
Lineage: Eukaryota; Metazoa; Chordata; Lepidosauria; Squamata; Anolidae
Gene: calml4
Product: calmodulin like 4
Exons: 5
Coding region: 401-1147 (248 amino acids)
Cellular component (GO): myosin II complex
Molecular function (GO): calcium ion binding
Source: RefSeq, a predicted model, not a curated record